This is a messenger RNA of Crotalus tigris (Tiger rattlesnake), 3203 nucleotides long. Its product is annotated as rho-related BTB domain-containing protein 2-like. Gene Ontology annotation, molecular function: GTPase activity; GTP binding; ubiquitin protein ligase binding. The record is from RefSeq and is a predicted model, not a curated record. The coding region runs from base 346 to 2385 and encodes 679 amino acids. NCBI's taxonomy places the organism in Eukaryota, Metazoa, Chordata, Lepidosauria, Squamata, Viperidae. The transcript has 11 exons. Gene Ontology annotation, cellular component: cytoplasm. Gene Ontology annotation, biological process: proteasome-mediated ubiquitin-dependent protein catabolic process; regulation of proteolysis; small GTPase-mediated signal transduction.
CCGCCUGGAGGGGUCGGGCGCAGCGCUGCCUCCGCCCCGAGACACCAGGAGCGCCGCGGAGUGGAAGCCGAAGGGCCGCGUCGAAGCCAGCGGGGCGGACGCGCCCAGUCCCGUCACGCAGAGCCCGGACGGGGGUCCGGACGGGGCCGGAGCGAAGCCCGCGUGGCAUGAGGCCGCGGGGCCGCCUGGGCGCUCUCCGCCGGGCGGGCUUUCGCGGGGAAGAACUACGGACGACCGACGUGCCCAAGACCAUGUGCAGAGCGCCCUCCGUCCGACGCACCCCCCUUUGUCUCGCGGCGCGGCUGCAAAGCGAUCCGAGCCCGAGCAAGCGACGGCGGCGCCCCCAUGGAUAUUGACCUGGACUACGAGCGCCCCAACGUCGAGACCAUCAAGUGCGUGGUGGUGGGCGACAACGCGGUGGGCAAGACGCGGCUCAUCUGCGCGCGGGCCUGCAACGCCACGCUCAGCCAGUACCAGCUGCUGGCCACCCACGUGCCCACCGUCUGGGCCAUCGACCAGUACCGCGUCUGCCAGGAGGUGCUGGAGCGCUCCCGCGACGUGGUGGACGAGGUCAGCAUCUCCCUGCGCCUCUGGGACACCUUCGGGGACCACCACAAGGACCGGCGCUUCGCCUAUGGCAGAUCUGAUGUGGUGGUGCUCUGCUUCUCCUUGGCCAACCCCAACUCACUGCGGCACGUGAAGACCAUGUGGUACCCAGAAAUCAAGCACUUCUGCCCACGUACCCCCAUCGUGCUGGUGGGCUGCCAGCUGGACCUGCGCUAUGCAGACCUUGAGGCAGUGAACCGGGCGCGUCGUCCCUUGGCCAAGCCCAUUAAGCCUUCGGAUAUCCUGCCCCCUGAGUGCGGGCACGAGGUAGCCAAGGAGCUGGGCAUCCCGUACUACGAGACGAGCAUCGUGGCCCAAUUUGGCAUCAAGGAUGUCUUCGACAACGCAAUUCGGGCCGCCCUCAUCUCCCGUCGUCACCUCCAGUUCUGGAAGUCUCACCUGAAGAAGAUGCAGCACCCACUGCUGCAAGCCCCCUUCCUGCCUCCCAAGCCUCCCCCACCCAUCAUCCACAUCCCUGAGCCAGCUGCUGGGGAGGGGCGGGGGCCCAGCUCACUCUUCCAGGAGCCCCUUUGCGCCGAUGUGGUCUUCCGCCUGGCAGGAGGCCACCAGCUCUUUGCGCACAGGGUCUACCUGGCCACGGCCUGCUCCCGGUUCUACGACCUCUUUGCGGGGGACUUGGGGGAUGGGCCGGCUGGCGGAAAGGAGCCAGCCAGCCGGACGAAGAGCUUGGACACAGCAGACCAGAGAUACCCGACCACAGCCACGCGGGCCGUGCCGCUGCGGCCCUCUCAGAGUGAUGAGCCCCUGUGCGCAGCUUGGAUGCCCGGCCCGGUUUCUGGCUGGGGCCGGGGCAUCGUUGAGGUGCGGCAGGAGCGGGUGCAGGACCCGGUCACGCAGCAAGAGAAGCCGAUGACAGCCGUGUACCUGGAUGAGCCAGUGCAGCUGGGCCCUUUCCAGGUGGUGCUGGAGUACCUGUACACCGGGCGCCUGGAUCCACCCCAGGCCAGCCUCAUGCAGGUGGCUGCCAUUGCCGAGCUGCUGGAGGUGUUCGACUUGCGCAUGAUGGUCGCCAACAUCCUGAACAAGGAGAGCUUCAUGAACCACGAGAUCACCAAGGCCUUCCACGUGCGGCGGGCCAACCGGAUCAGGGAAUGCCUGAGCAAAGGCUCCUUUGCAGAUGUGGUGUUCCUGGUUGAUGAUGGCUCCAUGCCAGCACAUAAGCCCCUCCUCCUGGCAGGCUGCGACUUCAUGGUGGCCAUGUUUGGGGGCACCUUCCGGGAGAGCUGUGCUGCUGAGGUCUCCCUGCCAGGCACCAACUGUGCCUGCCUGCGGGCUGUGCUGGAGUUCCUGUACACGGGCCUCUUUGUCCCCAGCCCAGACCUGGACGCCAUGGAGCUGCUGGUGCUCACCAACCGGCUUUGCCUGACCCGCCUGCAGGCCCUGACCGAGCAGCACGCAGUGGAUGAGCUGAUGCAUGCCAGCCUUCAGCAGGUGGAAAUCGAUGCCCAGGUGAUCCUCUACCUGGAAAUGACACAGUUCCAUCAAGCCCUCCAGCUGGCCGCCUGGUGCCUCCACUACAUCUGCACCAACUACAACCAGGUCUGCCGCCGGUUCCCGCGCGAGAUGAAGGCCCUGUCUCCCGAGAACAGGGCCCACUUUGAGACCCACCGCUGGCCCCCCGUCUGGUACCUGAAGGAGGAGGACCGCUACCUGCGCAUGCAGAAGGAGCGGGCGCAGGAGGAGGAGGCCCUCCGCAAGCAGCAUCCGCGCAGCAAGUGGUGCUUCUGGCGCCCCCACCGGCCCAGCCCCGUCUCCUGAGCAAGGCCCCGCCCACCGGGAGGGAGGGGCCCCGCCCUGCUGCUGGUGCCUUUGCUGGGGAGGGGCGCUUCUGCCUUGUCAACCGGCUGCCUCUCCAUCCCCGGCUCUGUGCCUCUUGCCAUGCCUUCACUGGGGGGGGAGGGGCCCAGCACUGGUUGCUACCUCUGACCUUGGCAGUAUUCUGGGGGGGCGGGAGGGGGGAAAGUGACCGUGCAGGUGAUGGAGGAAAAGGGAGGGGGGUUGUGGUGUGAUUAUGUGCCGUGGAAGGGGAUCAAUAGGGGGAUUUGGGGGAGGCCGGGUGGGUGCAUGAGUGGAGGAGCCAGAGCCCCCUAGUUGGGGAGCCACUAGCCGUAGAAAGGGCUCCCUCUUCCCUUCCCAUGGGGGGGGCAGUGCAGAGAGGCGCUGUGGCUGCUCCUGGGACACCAGGCAGCUGCUGCCCAGAGCUGGCCUUUCCUUGGGGUGGGGCAAAGGGGUGGGAGUGCCCGCUCUUCCUUGGUGCCAUCUGGUGCAUUAAGGGAAAUUGCUGCCAAUAACCUUAGCAAAAAAAAGGGGGGGGGCUGCAGAGCUGCAGUUUUUAAACCUUUUUCACUUUUUUCUACCUGUUCCGUUUUUUUCUCAAGAUGUCAACCAAGCACAAACUGAUCUGGGGGUGGGCCGGUGUGACCUUCCCCACCCCGGACCGAAGGGCUUUGAUGCCCCAGGCCCCUUGUGGCCUGCGUGCAUCUGCAUAACCACUGUGAGCUGGGCUAGCCCCCGUUUCUUAUACACUUUGCUGUUGAGCCGUUUGGAAUCUUUAAUAAAGAGCCUUUUGUAUUGUG